Molecule: messenger RNA, 438 nt
Organism: Pestalotiopsis fici W106-1
Lineage: Eukaryota; Fungi; Ascomycota; Sordariomycetes; Amphisphaeriales; Sporocadaceae
Exons: 1
Coding region: 1-438 (145 amino acids)
Source: RefSeq, a predicted model, not a curated record
AUGCCUCUCUGGUUGAUAUACCACACUGACGACACUUUUGUCGACAAUGAAUCCAAGGCCGCCUUGUCUCGGGACAUAACCAAAUUCUACACCAACCUGAGCCUCCCUGCCUUUUAUGUCGUGGUCAACUUUAUCAAGCUCAACGGCAACGACAUGUGGGUGGGCGGAGAGCCGCGGUCGGGCAAGCCGUUUGUUCGCAUCACCAUUGACCACAUUGCCAUUCACGUCCCCGACGACGACGCCAUCUAUCAUCGCACCACGGCCCGAUUCGACGAGCUUCUCAAGCCCCACGUGGCCGACAAGGGAUACAGUUGGGAGUUCCACGUUGACGAGACGGAGCGCAGGCUGUGGAAGGUCAAUGGGUUCAUCCCGCCUGCUUACAAGAGUGCCGGAGAGCAGCUCUGGGUCAAGGAGAACAAAGCAGUGCCGUAUGAGUAA